ACCUCGUUUUCAAAUCGAAUAAUAACACCUGCAGAGGCUCGACCGGCCGGCGAAAUGGAAACUGUUGCAGGACUUGGCAAAGAAAACUUCUUUAAACGACAUACAAAGACAGAUUUAUAAGGUACUUGAGCUCAUCCUGGCUCAGCAACCAUGAUUACUCUAACCGACGCUCAGAGGUUCUCCGAAGAGAGUCCAGCAAUCAAAAGCUUUAAACCAUGGUGGGAAAUUUUAAUCGACCAUAUGCUACUGGCUUCAUUGCUGAUAUGCUUGCUGGCAUGGGCACGAGUGACGUCAACAGAGGCAUCUGGUCUCGUUUGUGUACCUCUUAUGAGCAACAUCAGCUACGGUUAUACAGAAUUCCGCUACGCCAACUCACGCUGCUCACAAGAGUUUGCAACAAAGCUUAUUCUCUAUUACCCAUAUCUACUUCUGUUCCAAUGGAUUGUCACUUUCUUGGUGCAAAAAGCAUGGCUAAAAGUCCCUGUCGUCGUGACGAAGCUUGAUGCUUUCCACGAUAUAUUUUGUCAAAUGUGCUCUAUUACGCCGACGUUCAUACGAAACAAGAGGAGUUAUCAAAUGCUACCUGAGCUCACAUUUGAAGGUGAAAAUUUCGAUCAAGUGAAAGUUCUGCACGACAAGCUGAUGUUCUUGCUCACCGAGAUGAGUUACUUACUAAGAAUCUAUCGAGCAAAGAUUUUUAUUCUUCUAGCUAUAAGCUUUGUCUUUGCAACUGGCUUGGUGAUAUGGUUAUACGUAAUAAACAUACCUAAAGCUGACAUCAAAUGUGAUUUAGAGGGAGACAAAACAGCCCAUGAAUUCAAAAGUCUGAUCUGCAAUUUCUCAUCGGCAUUUUUUCUCUACAGCGCUAUGUGCCUUAAUCUUAUUAUGCUGUGUCUGGUGAUAGUUUUUAGCUCCUAUGGUCUUUUCUGGUCUUUCCGGCAAAAAUCAUUUGCGGAGCAUACCGGCAUUUUCGGUCAAAUGAUCGACUUAUACACAGGGUUACCAGGUUUCAAUGAUUUGCAGUUCUGUAUGUCGCUUGUAAGGAGCAAUGUCCGUGACGGUAACCUUAUGUUCGAGACCAUCAAAUCAUGCUUGAGACAGCAGGCCUACCAACUUGACGAGAAAAACAACAUAAGGGCUAAAGCAGAUCGAGCACGUGACUUUGGGCAGGAGCACGGUAUUGUAAAGCUGAUAGCCCAACAACUUGGUCUUCAAUUGAUUAACAACAGGCAAGAUGCGAACCAUCUUUUUGGUUGCCUUGCCUACAUACGAAGUUGUCUUAGUCACGUGGAGCUAGAAAUUUCAUCUGAACUCAGGGACAGGCUGGCUGACGAGAUACAACGAAAUCCUCUACACUUCAAGUCUACGAUUGAUAAUGAUACAAAAGAAGGUACGUACGACCAAGUAAUCGAAGAGAUGCGCUUGCCGUUCACUUUUGGUAACCAGUACGCUGUAGCGGCAGCUUCAAAUGUCUUUAAAGUCCGCAUUGUGGUUAUACACUGUCAAAGUACGAGUGAGUACCGCGAGGUUUUUGAGCCGUUUGCUGGGAAUCAGUCACGUGGUACGUUUUUCCUCACCUUUACUGGCAAACAUUACUAUCAUUCUACUGAAAAAAUACACAAAGCAGAUGACGAUUUCGAGAGAUUUGUGCAAGCAAGAGUGCGAUUCGCACAAGAUGAUAAGUACAGGAACUCAAUCCGCCAAUCCGCAUCAAGAUCAAUUGAGCGCAGCGAUGAGGGUGAAUCGACACAAGAUAAAAUUUCUGCCAUUCCGGAAUCAACAAAUCAAGUCAUGACAUCUGAAAGUUUCACGAAAUCACUAGACUUUGAUCAAGACCGCAUCGAUGGAGCUGAAAAUGGUAUCAAUCUUCUACAACGGUACAAACGAAGGUUUGGGAUGUUCAGAGAUGACAAAGUUGUUUUCAAUGUGUGAAAGACUGGAUCAUUAACAUUAUAAUAGCUUCAUGUUCACACUCUUCUCUGUUUAUCCCUUCCAUUUAUGGCUUGUUUGGGAUAGUUCCCUUUUAUAAGGAGAGACAACCUGAGACAGCUCCCCUUUUUAGGAAAAGACAACCUGAGACAGUUUCCUUAUAUAAGAAGAGACAACCUAAAACCGCUUCCUUUCUUAAGAAGCGAAACCUGAGACGGCUCCCUUUUGCAGAAGAGACAACAUGAGAUAGUUCCCUUGUAAAAGCAGGGAUUAUCUGAGACCGCUUCCUUUUAUAAGCAAGGACAAUCUGAGACAGCCCCCUUUUUUUAAGAAAAGACAACCUGAGACAGUUCCCUCAUAUUAGCAGGAAUAAUUUGAGACAGUUCCCUUUCAUAAGAAGAAGUAGCCUGAGACGGCUCCCUGAGACAGCUCCUUGUUUUUGGAGGUUUUGCCCCCCCCCUCACCUGAAAAAUGAAUUUCCGCCUCGGUGUUUCACAAACCAACACAGGAUUCAGCCAAAAUUAACAUCGAAUACAAUUUAGGUAUUAAGACUUAUCCAUUUAUCGUGUAAUCGAAAACCCGGCAAACCUAGUACAUGUUUAAUGAAGGUUGGUGGAGAGAGGAAAGACGUACUCAGUAAAGCAACCCCUUGUGUUCUUUAUUGUUUUAAAACAUACAUCUAUUGACCUACUUCAUAAACAAAGACAAAACCUUAAAUUUGGAUAAAGAAAAAUGAAAUAUCAUUAUGAAAUAGUCCUUGUUGUGAUAAAAUGGUCGAUUCCAACCAAGCCAGGCAGAACUUUAGCUAAAGUGAACUGUAGCUAACUGAUUUGGCCGAUACAAAGGAUUUUCUAGAGGAGACACAACGUUUUAACUCUUGUCGUUACCAACUGUUGUUUCAGCUGUCUACAGUGUUGUUUCAGACGCUAUACUCCAAAUUUAAAAUUAUAAAAGCAAAUUCUAAAAAAGCCAGACUGUGUUGAAUCUUGUCUUAAAAAGUCACAAUGUGUUGACUCUUGUCUUUAUCAAC
This is a messenger RNA of Rhopilema esculentum, 2959 nucleotides long. RefSeq lists its product as uncharacterized. The record is from RefSeq and is a predicted model, not a curated record. Lineage: Eukaryota; Metazoa; Cnidaria; Scyphozoa; Rhizostomeae; Rhizostomatidae.